Molecule: messenger RNA, 900 nt
Organism: Lepus europaeus (European hare)
Lineage: Eukaryota; Metazoa; Chordata; Mammalia; Lagomorpha; Leporidae
Gene: SMIM5
Product: small integral membrane protein 5
Exons: 3
Coding region: 120-365 (81 amino acids)
Source: RefSeq, a predicted model, not a curated record
ACCCACAGAGGAAGUGCAAGGUGGUGGCCCGGCUGGGGAGAGGAACUCGCGGCUCCACUCUGGGACACUCCCGCUCAGCUCCCAGCCCGGCAGGCGCCCUGGUUGGAGCCCAGCACAGCAUGGCAGCCACGAGCUUCGUGCAGGAGAUGCGCUCUGUGGGUGAGAGGCUGCUGGUCAAGCUGCAGAGGCUGCCCCAGGCCGACACCGUGGAGCUUGUGGCCUUCUCAAUCAUUGUCAUCUUCACAGGCACCGUCCUGCUGCUGGUGGUGCUAGCCUGCAGCUACUGCUGCGUGCGCUGCUGCUGCCCUGAGCCGAGGGGCAGGAGGGUCCAGGUGCAGCCCGUGAGGCCCCGUGAGGGGCGGUGACGCACUGAGAAGCUGCAGAGGAGACUGCCAGAGCCAUGGCUGGCUGUCAGCCGGGCCCUGCGGACCCCGUCCCUCCAGACGAGGAUCCCCUGGCCUCAGCUUGGCUCUGCCCUGGUGCCUGGAUGCUGACACCAGAGCCUUUUCAAGGAAACAAAGGCAGGUACAGGCACAAAACUAAAGGCUGAGUCAACCACCCGGGGUCCUUGGCCUCCCAGUGUUUUUUAACAAAGCAAAGCUCGGGGAGCAGGCCCUCAGGGCUCAGCAGCCCCACACAAAGAAGAGGAAGCUGGUCAGGGGACGGUGCAACAGCUACCAGAAGCCGAGGAUUCUAGCCCAGGAUUUGCCUGUUUAUUUCCAAGUAAAAGCUGUUCGGAUGUGUGUUUCUGUGAGACCAGACUCCCUGAGGUUGCCUGGGCUGUGCAUCAGGAGGGCAGUGUGCCAGAUUCCAGGGGUGUGGCUCAUGACUGUCCCUUCUGGGCCUCUGCUCUCCCCAUGCCCACGGAAGCCGGAAGAGCGAGUGAGGUGGAGAGCCAUG